Messenger RNA from Coregonus sp. 'balchen', 8318 nucleotides. The record is from the annotation of a GenBank genome assembly. Lineage: Eukaryota; Metazoa; Chordata; Actinopteri; Salmoniformes; Salmonidae.
AUGCAGCCAGAGGGGAAUCUAGUGUUGACCUGCUGGAAAGGGGAGAUGGGUCGGAUGGCAGUGGGUGGGUGAGUGGAUGGGCACAGCAGUACAGUUAUGCUGAUGAUUUAUUGGUCUUUGUCUGUGAGGCUGACAGUUUGUGCCAGCGGAAAAUGUCAGAACUCUUGGCCUUGGAGCGGUUGGGCAAAGGUGAGAGACAACAAUAGAUUGUUCCACGAGGUCACAUUUGUUAUACGAGACUAUUAUUCCAAACAGUUAAAUUCUUAGUAACCUUGUCUGUUAGGGAUCUGUUGCCCAUGACAACAGCAUGCUACCAGUCCUUGUUCCAAUACAGUCCUGGCACCUGUGCAAAUACUUACAUGCACAUGGACGGAUUCACCUACUGUAGUAUAAAUCGCUCACCCCCUAUAAAGAUAAUGUAAAUGUUUACAUACAAGGCUACAUAAUUACUCCUCUCUCUCUCGGCCAUCCACCCAAUACAAACAGGGGCGCUCUUCCAACAGAGACCAGAGACCACCUUUACCACCAAUGUAGAGAUUGAGGGGGAAGUGGAGUUCUCAUUCAUGAAAGGGUAAAGGGGGAAACCAACUCCAGUAUGUCAAAAGGUAGCUUUCCUUUGUUCUUUCUGUUCAAAUAUGUCAGGUUUGAAUCUAUUACACAAGCAGUUACCUUAACAUGUGCAAAGUAUUAACUGUGAAGUUAUGUGAUUAUCUGUGAAGGAAAAUAUGUUGCAUCAAGACUUCAUCAGAAUCACUCACUCACUGGAUGCAAUCCAACCAUCUCAACAACUAACUGACAUUACAACCAUUUUCUUGAUGUCCUUGUUUCUUGUCAAUGAAGUUAGUUGGAGAUGGGGUAGGCCUACCUUGCCAAAUCAUAUCUGACUGCAUGUAGAAUAAUUAUGAGAGACCUCACCUCGGUUCCCUUAAAUGGAGUUUGGCAGUAAAUCGUGUGCGUAAGCAGCAACAUUCUUCAGCAAAUGUUCAUCGAUUCCUCUACUCGACGCAAGGUCCUUCCAGCUGCGCACGCAGGGAGCCGCUCGCGCUCCUUUCACCAUAGAGUAUGAGCAUCCUCAUUAUCGGACAAGAUUUAAGAGCGCGUUCUAAAACUCGUUGGGAUGUUUUUAUUGCAUUUGGAUUCAUAUUAAUUUAAACGUAAUAAUGAAACAUUUUUAACCACAUCAAACCAACUAGCAGAUACACUUCUUCUACAGUCUUCAAGGUACUCUGAGGAAUUAUUUUAAGGUAAGGUGCGGUUAUAUUGGAACGUUAUGGAAACGUCCAACUUGGGCGUUAUUUGUGUUUCCUGUAUAGGAGCCUAUCAUCCAUAUGCAUUAAUAGGAGUGUUUGUGAUACCGUUAUAAACAUCUAUAUUAUUUGGUUAUGAUAUGUUGUUGUUUUAUUGUAAAAAUAUUCUGAAUAAUGCAUGUGGGCACUGAAUAAAAAUCAUGUUACUUGGGUCUGUUUUGAAAACUUGUGUGCCUGGGUUUUAGUCUUUAAAGAUGUCACUGAUGUUUGGGAAGGCAAGGAGCUGUAACUUCUCUGCUAUCCCUGAGGGGGGACAACCUGAGGUCAAUGUGGUCGUCCUCGGAGUGAUGGGCUCGGGAAAAUCAGGUGGCCCACCCGUUUUACGAUUUGAUUUGAUUUGAUGCCUUGAUUUGUCAUCCCUAGUAUUUGUAGUGGAUUAGAUCCCAGUUUUGUUGACAUGUUAUUCCAGUUUCGAUAGUCCCAGUUUUGAUAGUUUGUUAUUCAUGAAAACCAAUCUACUCCUAUCUGAUAUUUCAUGGGGGUGUUUAUAUAAAAACAGGGUUCCCAUGCCCCAUUUGGGACACUAGAUUGUACAGUGUGACAGACUGACAACAAAGAGCUGAAUCUAAACAGGAAGUGAAUGUUUCUCUUUUCUCUCUUCAGCAUUGACUGUCAAGUUUCUCACCAAGCGCUUCAUCAGUGAAUAUGACCCCAAUCUAGGUAAGCUUCCAUUUGUUACCUUCUGAAAUAAAAUGCAAUUGUCAAGAAAUAUCCCUGUUAAGUAAAUAAUGUAGGCUCUGUCCUAACACCCCCUCUAGUACCGUUUAGAAUCCCACAGUGCAUUGGGCCUUUUAUGGUAUGCUAAUAUGGACAUUGGAACACCUCUGUAAUAGUUUGUAUACACUAACUAUACAAGAAGUUGGCAGAUGCACUUUCAGAGAAAUGUACAAUAAACGUGUUCAUAUUGACACAUGAAUGACUGUAUUGUGAUGUUGGGUCCAUGUUGUGACCUCCAUGUUAUGUUCACUGCCAUCUAGAGGAUACUUACUCUUCUGAGGAGAUGGUGGACCAACAGCCUGUCGUUGUGAAAGUCAUGGACACAGCUGACCAGGUGGGACUAGUCUAUUUUGAAAGACUAUACUACUGUCAUUGUGCCUUUGAGGCACUGAACUGCUCCAGGGGCGCUCCUCUGCUGCUGACGCUGUGCUGCUCCGAGUACCAGCCUGUUGUGUGUUUCUGUGGGUGUUGUGUGCGGUUGGAUAUUGUGACAGAAGAAAAUAAGGUUUUCAGAUUUGUAUUGAGAGAGAGAGGAUGAUAGUGAGGAAAGAUAGAGGUUGCGUCAAAGGGCAGUAGGUCGGAUUCAAACCUGUAGACGUGUGUGCCGGAGGCUGGGGCAUUACCACCAGAAGAGCCAGGCCACGAUGACAGAAUUUCUGUUUAAAUGAAUCUAUGUGCAAAUGGAUACCAUUUGAAGAAGUAUUGAUUGAUUUAGAAUAGAAUAGGUCUUCUAAAGCCUUUGCUAACAUGCCACUAAUUGUUUUGAAGUGAUUACCUUUUCUCCUUGUCUACCUUCAGGAUGGUCCAGUGAACUGUGAGCGCUACCUCUCAUGGGCCAGUGCCUUCCUUGUGGUCUACAGCAUAGACAACAGACGGAGCUUCGAGGGCUGCCAACAGUACCUGGAGGCCGUCACCGUCCACACCAAGGCCCUGCAGCCCGAGACCCCCAUUAUACUGCUGGGCAACAAGCUGGACAUGGAGAGAUACAGGUGUGUAGGGAAUUGAGGGGGGGGUGGAUGGAAGUCCGAGUGGGACUCGAACCCGCAACUACUCGUCUGUUAGUGUAAUGCUUGAGGCAUUAUGCCAAGAGGUCCAAACAGCAUUUAAAAGAAAAAGUUUUACCCCUUUUUCUCCCCACUUUCAUGAUAUCCAAUUGGUAGUUACAGUCUUGUCCCAUCGCUGAAACUCCUGUACGGACUCGGGAGAGGCGAAGGUCGAGAGCCAUGCGUCCUCCGAAACACAACCCUGCCAAGCCACACUGCUUCUUGACACACAGCUCGCUUAACCCGGAAGCCAGCCGCACCAAUGUGUCGGAGGAAACACUGUACAACUGGCGACCGAUGUCAGCUUGCAGGCACCUGGCCCGCCACAAGGAGUCGCUAGAGUGCGAUGGGACAAGGAAAUCAUGGCCGGCCAUACCCUCCACUAACCCAGAUGACGCUGGGCCAAUUGUGCGCCGCCUCAUGGGUCUCCCGGUCACGGCCGGCUGUGACACAGCCUGCGAUCGAACCCGGGGCUGUAGUGACGCCUCAAGCACUGCGGUGCAGUGCCUUAGACCGCUGCGCCACUCGGGAGGCGGUCCAAACAUCUUAGCCAAAUACAUUUCAACUCCGUUUUUCACAAUUCCUGACAUUUAAUCCUAGUAAAUAUUCCCUGUUUUAGGUCAGUUAGGAUCACCACUUUAUUUUAAGAAUGUGAAAGGUCAGAAUAAUAGUAGAGAGAAUUAUUUAUUUCAGCUUUUAUUUAUUUUAUCACAUUCCCAGUGGGUCAGAAGUUUACAUACACACAAUUAGUAUUUGGUAGCAUUGCCUUUAAAUUGUUUAACUUGAGUCAAACGUUUCGGGUAGCCUUCCACAAGCUUCCCACAAUAAGUUGGGUGAAUUUUGGCCCAUUCCUCCUGAUAGAGCUGGUGUAACUGAGUCAGGUUUGUAGGCCUCCUUGCUCACACACGCUUUUUCAGUUCUGCCCACAAAUUUUCUAUAGGAUUGAGGUCAGGGCUUUGUGAUGGCCACUCCAAUACCUUGACUUUGUUGUCCUUAAGCCAUUUUGCCACAACUUUGGAAGUAUGCUUGGGGUCAUAGUCCAUUUGGAAGACCAAGCUUUAACUUCCUGACUGAUGUCUUGAGAUGUUGCUUUAAUAUAUCCACAUAAUUUUCCUUCCUCAUGAUGCCAUCUAUUUUGUGAAGUGCACCAGUCCCUCCUGCAGCAAAGCACCCCACAGCAUGAUGCUGCCACCCCUGUGCUUCACGGUUGGGACGGUGUUCUUUGGCUUGCAAUCCCCCCCUUUUCCUCCAAACAUAACAAUGGUCAUUAUGGCCAAACAGUUCUAUUUUUGUUUCAUCAGACCAGAGGACAUUUCUCCAAAAAGUACGAUCUUUUUCGCCAUGUGCAGUUGCAAACUGUAGUCUGGCUUUUUUAUGGCGGUUUUGGAGCAGUGGCUUCUUCCUUGCUGAGCGGCCUUUCAGGUUAUGUCGAUAAAGGACUCAUUUUACUGUGGAUAUAGAUACUUUUGUACCUUUUUCCUCCAGCGUCUUCACAAGGUCCUUUGUUGUUGUUCUGGGAUUGAUUUGCACUUUUCUCACCAAAGUAUGUUCAUCUCUAGGAGACAGAACGCGUCUCCUUCCUUAGCGGUAUGAUGGCUGCAUGGUCCCAUGGUGUUUAUACUUGCUUACUAUUGUUUGUACAGAUGAACAUGGUACCUUCAGGCGUUUGGAAAUUGCUCCCAAGGAUGAACCAGACUUGUGGAGGUCUACAAUUUCUUUUCUGAGGUCUUGGCUGAUUUCUUUUUAUUUUCCCAUGAUGUUAAGCAAAGAGGCAAUGAGUUUGAAGGUAGGCCUUGAAAUACAUCCACAUGUACACCUCCAAUUGACUCAAAUGAUGCAAUUAGCCUAUCAGAAGCUUCUAAAGCCAUGACAUCAUUUUCUGGAAUUUUCCAAGCUGUUUAAGGCACAGUCAAUUUAGUGUAUGUAAACUUCUGACAAUCUGGAAUUGUGAUACAGUGAAUUAUAAGUGAAAUAAUCUGUCUGUAAACAAUUGUUGGAAAAAUUACUUGUGUCAUGCACAAAGUAGGUGUCCUAACGGACUUGCCAAAACUAUAGUUUGUUAACAAGAAUUUUGUGGAGUGGUUGAAAAACAAGUUUUAAUGACUCCAACCUAAGUGGAUGUAAACUUCAGACUUCAACUGUAGCUACUAAGGAUGUGUACUGCAGCUGCAGGCACUCAGAGCUCACUACUGGCUCAUAUCAGCAUAGCAAGUAGCAGUGAUACAUACCACAGUAGAUAGAUAUGGAGAGAUACCGGUGUAGAAGUCUUGCAUGCCAAGAUGUCUGUUUAAGACUGUUAGAGACAUGGCUGGUGGACAUGGAAAGAGACAGGUGCAUUUAAUUAGAAAUAGGCUUACUGUACAUGCACGCUUCCCAAUAUAACCUGGUUCAUCCCCACCAAAGCGGACCUGCGAUUCAAACCCACACCACAACGACAUAACAUACUCCAAAAGCCAAGGCAUGUCUUGGUCCGUGCCGACAGUGCUUCAAGGAGGAGCGAUGCCAUCUGAAAAGUUCUGUUUUGGCCCAUAGCCUCUCAAGUAACACCAAAGCGUUUUGCAGCUGUAGGCCUACUUCUGGUACUCAUCUGAAAGCCUGAAAUGAAACAUCAUGUCAGUCCUACUCAAUGUUAAUGUACACCGCCACCACUGCUGCAUGUGUGGCAACCCAAGGCCUCUUAGCUGGUGUUUAUGGAAAGACUAAUGUGUAUUGAAGCACUUCCAGUAAAGUUGAUUCAUGGCAAGACUCCAACCACUUAUAUGUGUCUCCCAGUGUAAGACAUCGUCAUGUUGCUAUAUUUAACCAAAACAUAUCAUGUGCAUAAAUUUAUGAAGCAAUAAUGGCCAGCAGACUUAUAGCCACUCCAACACAUCUUAUUUUUUUCUUCUAAGUGUAAGACGUUGUCAUGUUGCUAGUAACAAAGUAUGAUGUGUAAUUACAUUUUUAGGGGAGACAACAUUUCUUUGGUUCCAUCAGAUGACAUCCUGACAACUGAUAGACAGAAAUGUUCUUGCAACAUUGCCCAUGAAAUGAACAUUAAUAUAUUAUUUUUAAUAUAUUGUUUACCCCCUUUUUCUCCCCAAUUUGAUCUGUCUUUUUUUUAUUUUUUAUUUACCUUUAUUUAAACAGGUAAGCCAGUUGGAACCGUUCAUUUACAAUGCGACCUGGCAAGAUAAAGCCAAGUAGUGCAUAAAAACAACAGAGGUUACAUAUGGGGUAAAAAAAAAAAAAAAAACAUAAAGUCGAAAAUACACAGAAAAUAUAUAGACAGUGUGUGCAAAUGUAGAAAUAUGGAGGUAUUAAGGCAAUAAUAGGCUAUAGUGCAGAAGAAUAAUAGUAUUUAACACGGGAAUGCUAGAGGUGCAAGAGAUAUGUGCAAAUAGAGAUACUGGGGUGCAAAAGAGCAAAUAAAUAACAUCGCUGCAAACUCCCCCAACAGGCUCAGGAGGUGAAGGUUUUGAGUCAUUGUGUCCCCCGAAACAUGACCCGCCAAACCGUGCUUCUUAACACCCGCCCACUUAACCUGGAAGCCAACCGCACCAAUGUGUCGGAGGAAACACUGUUCAACUGAUGACUGAGGGCAGCUUGCAGGCGCACGGCCCGCCACAAGGAGUCACUAGAGCGCAAUGAGCCAAGUAAAGCCCCCCAGCCAAACCCUUCCCUAACGAUGCUGGGCCAAUUGUGCACCACCCUAUGGGACUCCCGAUCACGGCCGGUUGUGACACAGCCAGGGAACGAACCCGGGUCUGUAGUGACACCUCUAGCACUGCGAUGCAGUACCUUAGACCGCUGCGCCACUCGGGAGGCCCGAAUAUUAAUAUAUUAUGUUCUGAGAAUAUGGCAACCAUGUUCUGUGUAUGUUUGGUGGGACGUUGAUGGAAUAUACUCUUAACGCUCAGAAAACUGGACACAUGAAUGUUCUUGCAACGUUCCCAUGAAACGUGUCUAGAACAUUCAUAUCUUAUGUUCUGAGAACAUGGCAACAAUGUUCUAUGUAUGUUUGGUGGGACAUUGAUGGAAUAUUCUCAGAACCGACAGAAAACUGGACACAUACAUGUAAAUGUUCUUGCAAUGUUCCCAUGAAACGUGUCUAGAAAAUGUAUAUCUUAAGUUCUGAGAACAUGGUCACCGAGUUCUGGGUAAGUUAUAUUUGAAUGGAAUGGUCUCUUGGAACAUUCCUCUGAAAACGUUAGUUCAUGACCUAAUGAGACUUUUAAGGGAACGCUCUCUAAAGUUGUGGGAAUGUUUGUUGUUAGCUAGGGAUGUAGGGUGUGUGAUUUACUAUUGAUAUGUGCAAAGUUGACACAUUAUAUUACUGACUAAAGUGGUCAGUGUGUUUUGGAGCUGUUUAAACUAAAGGGCUCUGUUUGUCUAGGGGGGGAGAGAGGGACGAGGGACGAGAGAGGGAGAGAAGAGCGGAGAGGAGAGAAGCGACGCGGGGAGAAAAAAUGAGAGGCGAAGAGAGGGAGCGAGAGAGAGAGAGAGACGAGCGAGGAGAGAGAGAGGAGCGCGAUGAGAAGCGAGAGAAGAGGGAGAGGGCGAAGAGAGAGAGGGAGAGAUACGUGAUGAGAGAGAGAAGAGGCGAGGAGAACGAAGAAAAAGAGAGAAAGAAGGAGAGAAAAAAGACGAGCGAGAGAGAGAGAAGCGAAGCAGAGAGAAAGAGGACAGCGAAGAGCGAAACGAGAAAGCGCGGCCACAAUCGAUAGCCCAGCAAGAAAAAGAGAUAGAGAGCGCGAAGCGAUCGGCGACACAUCUAAUGCGCGCUCCUAGAUCGAUCUCUCUCUCUCUCUCUCUCUCUCUUCUCUCUCUCUCAUCUCUCCUCCUCUUCUCUCUCUUCUCUCUCUCUCUCCUCUCUCUCUCCUCACUCCCCAUCACCCUGUCUCUCCCCCUCUGUCUUUCAGGCAUGUGAGUAAGAUGGACGGCUCGGCCCUUGCCUCUCGUUUCGGCUGCCUGUUCUUCGAGGUGUCUGCUUGCCUGGACUUUCUGUCUGUCCAGCGGGUCUUCCAUGAAGCCGUGAGGGAGGCCAGGCGAGCGGGUGACAAGAGGAGCCCCCCGUUACGCCCCCCUCUACAUCAGCGAGGACAACAAGCCAUUGGUCAGCCUCGCCACCGUGCCCCCAUUCACCACCCCCUGCUACAAGGAGCUCCCCGUGCCUGCCACUGCCAAGUUGGUGACAGUCAAGUCAUCACGGGCCCAGAGCAAACGGCGGGCACCCACGCUGACGCUGCUCAAGGGCUUCAAAAUCUUCUGA